Molecule: messenger RNA, 1575 nt
Organism: Capronia epimyces CBS 606.96
Lineage: Eukaryota; Fungi; Ascomycota; Eurotiomycetes; Chaetothyriales; Herpotrichiellaceae
Exons: 3
Coding region: 1-1575 (524 amino acids)
Biological process (GO): transmembrane transport
Cellular component (GO): membrane
Molecular function (GO): transmembrane transporter activity
Source: RefSeq, a predicted model, not a curated record
AUGUCUUCAAAAGAUCCGGGCAUUGAGCAGAGGCAGGUUGAUCCUGCCGUCCGCAACCAGCCUCUGCAAGGGGCCACAAUUGAUGAGAAGGCAGCCGCAAUGCCUAAUGGGAACGCUCAUGAAGCGGCUGAAAGAGGCCAUGUGGCCACUGACAAGUAUGGUCGACCUAUCGUCAGCUUUGAUCCCAAAGCCGAGUCAAGGCUGCGCUUGAAAAUUGAUCUCUAUAUUGUCCCAACUGUUUCGCUUCUGUAUCUGUUCUGCUUCAUUGAUCGAGCUAAUAUCGGAAAUGCGAAACUCGCCGGCUUCGAGAAAGAGCUGCACCUGGCUGGAUACGACUACAAUAUUGUUCUCUCGGUUUUCUACGUGUCGUACAUCAUCUUCGAACUCCCUGGAAAUCUGGCCUGCAAGUACUUUGGCCCUGGCUGGUUCAUCCCUGCCGUCUCACUUGGCUUCGGCAUCUGCUCCCUAGGCACGGCCUUCGUCCACAACCUCUCGGCAGCUUGUGGUGUACGUUUCCUUCUGGGCAUCUUCGAGGCCCCUAUGAUGCCGGGCAUUGCAUAUUAUUUGUCACGAUGGUACAGAAGAAGCGAGCUAGCUUUCCGACUCUCACUGUACGUCGUCAUGGCUCCUCUUGCCGGCGCCUUUGGCGGUCUGCUGGCCUCCGCCAUCCUUAAACUCGACCACUUUGGAGGGCUUCAUGCAUGGCGCAUGAUAUUUGCCAUCGAGGGCAUCAUUACCUGCGGCCUGUCGGUCAUAGCCUUCUUUACCCUGACCGAUCGUCCAGCGACCGCCAGAUGGCUGACCCAGGAAGAAAAGGACCUUGCCAUUGCGCGGGUCAAGUCCGAGAGGGUUGGUACUACCGAAGUCCUCGACAAGCUCGACAUUCCUAAGAUUCUCCAUGGCGCCGUGAGCCCGGUCACUCUUCCCAUUGCCUUCAUCUUCCUGCUCAACAACAUCACGGUCCAAGGUCUUGCCUUUUUUUUGCCCACCAUCGUCAAAACCAUAUAUCCCAAGAAUUCGGUGGUUUCGCAACAGCUUCACACCGUACCGCCUUACGUGGUUGGAGCCUUCUUCACCGUUCUAUUACCCUUUAUCUCCUGGCGCCUCGACCGUCGGAGUAUUUUCUUCAUCAUAACAACGCCCAUGAUGAUGGUCGGCUACAUUCUGUUCUUGGCUAGUACCAGCCCGCACGUCCGCUAUGGUGCAACCUUCCUCAUUGCCAGCGGUGCAUUCCCGUACGGUGUGCUUUGUAACGCUCAGGUGGCUGCCAACGUUGUAUCUGACACGGCACGAUCCGCCGCAAUCGGCACGAACGUGAUGCUGGGCAAUAUUGGUGGCUUGAUCUCGACAUGGUCUUUCUUACCCUUUGACGGGCCCAAUUAUCACAUUGGCAAUGGCUUGAACUUGGCCACUUCUUCCACCAUUUUCAUCGGCUCGGUUGUUUUGCAUUUCUGGAUGUCGGCCGAUAACAAGCGCAGAGCGACGAAGGACGUCGACGCAGAGUUGGAUGGGUUGUCGGUGAAGCAGGUUCAAGAUUUGGAUUGGCGCCAUCCCGCUUUCAGAUGGAAGCCUUGA